CACAGAACAGUUGAACGUACCUUCUUUUUCGUCUCCUUUUUACUGCAUUGCAUACACUCACUCUUUGGUGAGAGAGUGAGUCCUCCUUUCGUCCAUCCAUCCAUGAUUCAACCCCCGCAUCAGUAUUGCUUGAGAAGUGGGAACUGAGAACACUCUCUUACUUCAACAAGAAGACUUCAAGAGAGCUUAGUCAACGUUGUGCAGCGUGCUCGAAAACACGUUGCUCGAUCGAACACUUGUCAGUUGAGUGAGCGGAUCGAGGGAACGAACGAACGUAGUAGCUCUUUCAUCAGAUUAUUCAGUUGUUCAGUGAACUUGAGAAUUCAGCCACCGACCGUUCCAAUCUGCAACGUCAAUUUAGAAGCCCUAUCUGGACUACCAUGACCUCAGAGGAAGUCAUAGUGACCCUGGUUCAGGGGAUCUUUGAUCAGGGGCGUUACCAAGAAACCCGCAACGUGAUUAAGGAGAAGCAUGAAAUGUUGCAAUCUGACGAGGUCAAAUUGAAAUUGCUCAAACUGUGGGAGGAGAGUCUGUACCAAGAAUUCUCCUUGGCCAAACAGUCGUUGGCCGGUGGGAAUGGCGGGACCAAAGGCGAUCCAUGCGGACUUUCGAGUAGUAUGCGAUACAAGCUGCGCAAGAAGCAUCCCUGUCCCAUUGAGCUGGAGCAAGAAUUGAGGGUCAAAAACGCCCGGUUGCCUAAGGUGGUCCACGACGGGUUGAACGCGUGGCUCAAAUCUCACAAAGAAAACCCUUAUCCCAAUAAGCGCGACAAGGAUCUACUCUCCACCAAAUUGGGCAUUACUCCUCAACAGGUGAAUCGAUGGUUUAUUCAGAGACGGAAAAUGAUACGCCUGCGCGGCGUGGAUUAUGUGGGUCGCUUUGACAGCCCCUUGGACGACUACCCUCAUGAUGCUCAUGAUGCGUACAUGGAAGAUGAAGAUCUGAAUAGUAAUGAUUCCUACGACGGAGAAAUGGCCAACUACCAUCACAACCACGAGGCGCUGUCUCCGCCCUCUCUGAACGACCCCAACAGCUCGUCUUUGUUAAAAAGUAUUCUGACCGUGAACCAAACCUCCAAUUCCUCCCAUCCUUUGCCAUUGGGAUUGAGUUCUGGGGGUACGGUCCAGGUUAUGGACAACAUCAAACAGAACAUUUCUCGACUCCUGAUCUCGGAAGAGGACAUUCUCACCCCACCCCCGAGUAUAUCUGGGGACUCAACGGCCCGUGCCACGCCCUCGGAUUUUCCCCUUGAAAUGACCGUCACCACCUCGAAUGCCAUCACUGUGGAGCAACGCGAAGCCUUAGAUCUGUCUGUGGAGGCCCGCAAUGCUCGACUUCAAAGCUACAAGAUGAAUCAUUCUGAUAUGCCCACGUCCGCGGAGUCUUCGGCGAGAUCGUCGGCCUGCUCAUCGCCGCAUAAGGACUACUCCACCAUUGUCAACCUCUCCCUUGGAUUGGAAGAACAAAUUGCGGUGAAUGCGCUUCUUACCUUGUCCCACGGAGGACUCUAAUCCCAGUGUCUUUCACAAACGACGAAUAUCAUUAUCAUUCAAGUGAGGAAACCACUCCUGGAUUUUGUCCCUCUCCAACCCCUCCCAAGAACGCUUGGAACCAAGUCAACGCUUCAAUCUUCGUACUUUAAUACCCAGCCCAAGUUUCUUUUCAUCUGGCUAGAAGUUGAAACAAUGUAUUACCGUAUGCAGAUGAACAGUAUAACCAAUAUUAUAAGAAUCUACAUGUGUACUAUGUAGUAGGUUAGCAAUAUUGUUAUUAGCAGCAAUGUGCGUGUUUUUCUACUCUUCUUUACACCAUACAACAAAACCUGGUUUCUCAAAGAAAUAAAUAUAGAUACAUUACGUCUUAGUACAAAGUGAACAAA
Messenger RNA from Tigriopus californicus, 1879 nucleotides. Its product is annotated as homeobox protein SIX1-like. Gene Ontology annotation, biological process: regulation of DNA-templated transcription. The record is from RefSeq and is a predicted model, not a curated record. Bases 381 to 1511 code for a protein of 376 amino acids. The transcript has 3 exons. Gene Ontology annotation, molecular function: DNA binding. NCBI's taxonomy places the organism in Eukaryota, Metazoa, Arthropoda, Copepoda, Harpacticoida, Harpacticidae.